Messenger RNA from Nymphalis io (European peacock), 1449 nucleotides. RefSeq names its product zinc finger protein CG2199-like. Bases 1 to 1449 code for a protein of 482 amino acids. The record is from RefSeq and is a predicted model, not a curated record. Gene Ontology annotation, molecular function: zinc ion binding. The transcript has 11 exons. Gene Ontology annotation, cellular component: nucleus. Lineage: Eukaryota; Metazoa; Arthropoda; Insecta; Lepidoptera; Nymphalidae.
AUGGAGGAAGAAGACGAAUUUGUAGGUUGUAUUAGUUGCAUGAAUACUAAUGAUUUAUGCGACCUAUUUGUUGCUUAUGCAAAUAAUGAAGAAACAUACGGGCAAAUGCUUGAAACCUGCUUUGAUGUGAAGGUGUCAAACUAUUUCAAAUAUAUAUGCACCAAUUGCGUCGAAAAGUUGGAGAAAGCGAAUACAUUUAAAAGUCAAACAAUUAAAACGAUCGAUACACUACAAACAAUCAAAGACGAAGAAUACCUCGACGAAGCUAUCCUCGAAGCUGAUGAAGCUCAGGGUAAAUCGAGUAAAUCUAUCGCCAGGAAGUCUGUAGAUGAUAACGACGAUAAUGACGAAGACAUGGACGAGGAACACGAGAUCGAGGCGCUCGAUGAGACGACUUGCAUAUAUUGCAACCUGCAGCUCACCACCGUGGAGGGGAUCCACCACCACAUUCGUUUGGUGCACGGCCUCGAACCUCGUACAGGACGGAAGGUCCGCGAGUGUAACUUGUGCGGAGCUUCAUUGAGAGAUUUGGCUGAUCAUUUCAAUAGGUGUCACAAUCCGAACACCGAAACGGAUGGACGUCAGUACGCGUGUCACUUCUGCGACAACGUGUACAACAGCAAGAAGGCUUGUUUCACGCAUCUGAGGAUGAAGCAUGGAUUGAAACUCUGUAACGACCACGCGCCGAAGUAUUCGUCACGUGAUCGAAAGAAAUGUCACAUUUGCGGACGUGACUUCAGCCAGAAGCAGAUCCUGAACAAUCACCUGUGGAAGGCUCAUGGUUUUGAGGUAGAGAAACGUAAAGCGUUCUUUUGUCCACUGUGCUCUGAGCGCGUGAGCUACGGAGCGAACUUCAGCGCUCAUCUCAACCAGCGGCACCACGUGACGGAGCAAGUGGAACAGCUCGAGUUCAGCUCGAUGGAUGACUUUAUGAUGUACAAAAGCGCUAUCCAAGAGGAGACGAAGUUUCGUUUCCGGAAAACGACUGCAAGCAAGCAGACGAUCGAGGGCGUCCGGUCCCACUACAUGUGCAGCCAGUCUGGGAUAUACGUGUAUCAGGGCAAAGGUAAGCGUCCAGCCCCCGAGCGUCAGAUAUACAAGACGGGUAAGGCGUGCCCCGCUCACAUGAUCGUCACCGAGACCCUCGACAAAGUGCUCGUGACGUUCUACAAGACGCACGUCGGACAUGGGACGUGUCCGUACUACGAGCCGCGCGAGCCGAAGCGCAAGCCGCCGGCGCCGUCCGCGUCGGCGGGCAAGUGUGCGAGCGAGACGGAGCUCGUGUGCGACACGUGCGGCGCGCGCGUGCCGCCCGAGCGCCUGCGCGCGCACGUCGCCGCGCACGGACACGAGCUGCUGCCGUGCGAGUACUGCGCGCAGCUUUUCCAAUCGGUCGAUGAUUGGACGCGUCACAUUCAAGUGGAACACGAAGUCUGUGUAGGAUUCUAG